This is a messenger RNA of Cyanistes caeruleus (blue tit), 1157 nucleotides long. The record is from RefSeq and is a predicted model, not a curated record. NCBI's taxonomy places the organism in Eukaryota, Metazoa, Chordata, Aves, Passeriformes, Paridae.
UUGGAGUGGGCUGGGGCCGCCUGCUAGAGGACGCGGUGCCCCGGGACGCAGCAUCCUGUAAGGAGAGCUGCCGGAGGGGCGGGGGCUCCUCUCGGCACCUGCCGGAGCUCCGGCACCCGCUCCUCCGGCCCCGCCUGACCGCCCCUUCUGGUUCUGCCUUGCAGCUUCCCUCCUUCGCCCGCCGCUCCAACAUCCUCACGGGGCUGCAGGACCCGGCCGUGGACACCAGGCCCAAGCUGGACCUCGGCUCCUCUGGCAAGAGCCAGCAGCACCAGUAUGAACUCAACAGCAAGAAGCACCACCAGUACCAGCCCAACGGCAAGGAGAGCAGCAUGAAGCACCAGUCGCACAGCAAAGGGAAGUAUUACUACCAGCUGAACAGCAAGAAGCACCACCACUACCAGCCGGACCCCAAGAUGUACGAGCCCCAUUACCAGCCCAGCAGCAAAGAGCCGCAGGGCCAGGCCUGCUUGGACAAUAACAAGACCCCCCUGGUCGCCCACCCAGACAAGUGGGCUCACGGCCCAACCAAAAACUUGCUGGGCCCAGUCAAGAACCUCACAGCAGAGAGCAAAAAUGGAGCUGAGAAGAACCUAUCCAGUGGUACCGGGCCGCCCCCCCGGGACAGGGUGACCAGCAAUGGCCUUGGGGGAAAGAUGAAGAUCGUCAAGAACAAAAACAAGAACGGGCGCAUUGUGAUUGUGAUGAGCAAGUACAUGGAGAACGGCAUGCAGGCGGUGAAGAUCAAGUCUGGGGAGGCUCCCCGGAAGCGGGCUGCGGAGGAGAGGACUCCUAAGAAGGGUGGGGAGGAGAAGGUGGAGGCUUGGAGGAAGCCAGGGGAGGAGAGGGUGGUGGGCAGCAAUGCCCCGAGUAAAGCAGAGGGCGAGAGCCGGCAGCCCCCUGCGGAGCUGGAGGAAGGACCCCAAAAGACUCCCUUGGCCAAGGAGCUGCCCCUUCCUCCAGCGGAGCAGCCCUUGCAGCUCACUACCAAGCCGGACCUCGUGCCCUGGUCGCUGAGUCCCGUGUGCGAGCACAGCCCUUCCUCCAUGGGACUGAACCUCUCCAGCGCCGGCUCUCGCAAGCGCUGCCUGUCGGAGCCGCACGCGGAGCGGGAGCCGGGCAAGAAGCGCCUGACCUCCCGCAGCAUCAGUGCCCCC